CCAUCACAGACACUGAAACAUACUUUACUUCUACUUUUUUGAAAGGAAAAGGAAAAUAUAAUUUUGAUCCGAACACGUAUUUUCAGCUACAUAUUUUUCUUCUAGUUUAUCUUUGCUCGCCGCCGAAAUUCGAACUUUUGACAUUUCUAAAUAAAAACCAAUCAUAUUCCACGAUUAUUCCACGUGAUUCGUGUCUGACCAAUCGUUGCUUGAAUUUGUUAUUAGUUUUGAUUGGCUGAUUGAGGAUUAUCUUACCAACAAGAUGGCGUCCUUCCCGUUUGAAAGUGUUUUCAGUGUUCACAAUCGAUGUUUGUUGUUCUUUCGAGGCAUUUGAAAAUGUGAUUGCGUUGCUUUUUAAGUCAACUGAUCAAACAUAAAUAUGCCGAGGUCUGAAAGAAGGAUUUUGAAUGUCUAGCGAGCAUCUUGAGCUUGGUAGUUUUAAUUAAUCGACCUUGACCUUCGGCUUCGUCAUGACUUCCAGUUUUCGAGAUGAAGAUUACAUCAAAUUUCUGCAAGAUCAAGGUACAUUUAUACACUUUUUUACUUAUAAUAUCCAUAAGAAAUCGAUGUAUUUUUUGUAUAAGUAAGUGAGAAACCAGGAUUGAUGUAUGUUCAAAACAGUAGGAGUAUUUGUUUUAACACCUGUUGAUAGUAUAUAAUAACAGGCCAAGAUAAAAGGAAGUGUUUUAUAAACAGUUUACAUUAUAAACAUACCUACUCUGAAAUUCAUUACAAGCGUUAAUCACUUGGAGUUGAUACAAUUUUUAACUCGAAGUUGAAUCGCACUAAUCAGGGUGAACAGUUGAUAAAACGUGUGAGUUUGUCACCUAUAAAUUGACAUUGGACGGUGUUUAUUUCAUCAUCAAGCUUGUUUCUUUUUCACUAUAAAAAAUGUGGACAAUCUGGUUUCUUUUCUUUGCAGUUAGGAGACUAAAUACCGUACUCGAGGAAUAUCAAAAGAAGUACUUACCAGUCAAAGAACCGGAAGUUAAGGUAUGAUAACACUGCAAUAAAAAUAGUUAACUUAAACUGACUAAACUUUACUUACAGUUAAGGUAAUAAAAUCAUUGUAAAUUUCUGCCGUGAUUGACUGAUUUUCCAAGUAUUUUUGUUCUGAUUUUGCGAAGCAAAGAAUUUUUUUUGAGCUAUAACGGAUGUUGGUAAGAGCUGGCUUAGCAUGUUGUGGACUGCAAAAAAGUGAUGUGCACCUUAUUAUUAUGAAUAUUGUUGUAAAAAUUGUUUUCACAAGGACCCUAUACUACUUACUGUAUCUGAGAGCCUGACUAGCUGCUGGCCAAUUUUACGAGCUAAAAUAGGGCAUAACAUUACGCUGACUCAAAUUUCUCUGGAAAACAAAGAAAUGGGGUAUUUUUCCAGGUUGAAGGUGCAAUUGAGUUGAAAAGCCGCCUUGGGUAGUAAAUUAUCAGUUAUCAAUUUAUUGCGUGGAAAAAAUAAUGGCAUGUUGUUAGAAAGUCUGUGUUUUAGAACAAACAAGACUAGGGGAUUGAUCAAUUAUGGUAGCGUCCUAUGGAACAACCUUCCUUUGCCAUUAAGGCAAGCUAAAAACAUUGAUUCUUCUAAGCAUUUAGUUAAGACUCAUUUAUUUUCUAGUUAUUUUUAUCCUUAAAGACUAGUUAAUAGUUUUAAUAACUUAUUAAUUUUUGUGAGGUUUUAAACUGUAAUGUGCUUUUGAUUAUUUAUAUACAUGUAGUAAAGGCCCACUAUAAAAUAAAUGCUGUGGUUUUAAAAGGCCCCACUCCCCCCCCCCCCCCCCCCCCCGGAGAUUGCGGAGCUCCCCACUUUCCCCUAACCAAAAAACAAAGCGCGCUGACUCUACCCCCCCUCCCCUCAAGUGCCAGCUGGGAGGGGCACAAAGCCGAGUGGCAGACUUACCAUAUACAAAGAAAAAACUAGGUAUAACCAGCAUCUAAGUUACCACAGGCAAGUGAAAAAACUGGGGAGCAAAAAUUUAUAUUGAGAAAUUUUACAUUUUUUGGUGUUUUUAAAAUUUUAUUUGUUUUUUGAUUUUUUUAUAUAUUGAGGAAAAGGCCCAUUUAAAAAAAAAGCCUGGGUUUUAAAAAGGCCCCCCCCCCCCCCCCCCCCCCUCCUCAAUGGAUGGCUGAGAUCCAUCUGCUUCCAUAAGUACAAACAACAGGUUGUAGUUACUAGCCUACCCAUUUCUGGGUACAGGUAUGGAGUGAGUCAUGAGAAGAUGCUUGAAAUUUUCAAAUUCAAGUACAUCUAGUGAUUAAGCUAUGUAUAGGUUGUAAGAGAUGAAAGUAUUGAAUGAUGGCAAAAACUGUUCAUAUUGAAAGAUGACAGAGAGAUGAGAGAGGCACAAAAAGCCGCUCCCAAAGCCAGAAUGAUGAAAGAAUUUCACUGUGGUUUUUUAGGUAUUUUUUUAACAAUAAAUUGGAAAAUAAUAUUAGAAUUUCCAAUGUUCCACUUUAGCUCUGGAAGCUAGAAAAACAUGUCACUUGUAAAUACGAUUCUUGAUUUUUUGUAGUAGUUGUUUAAAGUCAAUGCCCUUGUAAACAUUGGAUAAUGCAAUUAUUAAUUUGGUCAUUCUGGCUUUAGGAGCAUUAUCUAAUUAAUUUCUUUUUUUUCAUGAGCUUGACUGUUGUUUUUGGUAUCUUGUGAAUUUGUGUGUUGACGCUAAAUGUGCUGAACUCCACAAAACAAUGCUGUAUGCUAUAAUUUUACUUUCAACUCAGUGGUUUUAUUGAUUAAACUUCCACAGGCUGAUGACCCUCUUCCACCAUGGAUCACAAACUCCGGGUAAUCUUGUAUAUAACAACCCUGUAUAUAGCGGUCACCCUGUAUAUUACAGUCACCGGACAACUUCCCAAAAUUUUCAGUGGCCUUAAAUUUUCUGCAAAGUUGACCUGACGUUUAUAAGUUGUCACCCUGUAUAAUAACAGUCACCUUGCCAUUUCCAAAGGGUGACUGUUGUAGACCGGUUUGACUGUACAUUGUACAUGUUAUUACACAAUGUAAGCAGACCAGUAUUAUGUUGGAUUGGUGCACUCUGGCCUCAGUAAAAACGGGAUAAAGUUUUAUUAUAUACAUCAAAUACCCUGUUUACAGGCAGCCAUUAUGACACCUGAACAGUGCUCGACUUUCAGAAAAAAAUCUUGGGGCCAGCUGGCCCCCAAGUUUUCAUUUUUUGUCACCAGAACAAGUAUUCUGUUGCCAAAAAUUAUAUUUAAGAUUUAAUGGAAUUAGUUUUGUGAAGGAUAACAGAUUAUCAUUAGUGUACGUUUUCCCAAAGAAGAGAGUCGCCUAUAUUGGGGGCCAGGUUGGCGACCAGGCAAGAAAAUUUGGUCACCACUGAGUAAAAGCUGGUUGCAUUGGUGACCCCACAGGUCGCAACGUCGAGCCCUGCUGAAGGAGGAUCAUGAGGUUACACCUAUAUUAAGAUCUCUCCUCACAGAUACACUAUGUAACCCAUCAGGCCAGGAAAGGUUGCAGCCAUACCACCGGAAUGUACGUCCCCUACUCUUUUUGAACAUUGGUAUGGGUUCUUUUACAUCCCAGAAGAACCAGAUAAGUCAAAGUGCUGCAAGACAGACCUACACUUUUUCGUCUUUAUCUGAGAAGACUAUAAGGUCUAUAAAGAGUUUGCAGAUGUCGUUACAAAGGCAGCACUUUUUUCCCAGUUAUUUAAAGAUCCUGAGUGUUGGUCUAGCCAGGGUUGGAACCCAUGACCCCCUUCUCAGCAGGCCGGCGCUCUUCCAACCGAGUCAACAAGAUGGCAACACAUCUGCAGCUCAGGCUAUAGUAAAGCUAUGUGCAAACAGAUGCAACAACUCCCAACAUUGUUGGUCCAGCAAUUUUGGAAGUUGUUGUGUCCUUUUGCACAAAGCUUAAAAUUUGACUGGUUGCAAACUUUGCACAACAACUCCCAACAACAUACAACAGCAUGCAACAGGCCGUGCAAACAGAGUUGUUGGCCAACAAUGUUGCGUCUCUUUGCAUGGGGCAAUGGUUAUCACGAACAAGUUAAUUUUGACCUCCUCUGCAAUGCUGCCAAAUCUUGGUUAACCAGAUUUGCUAUAAGAGUACUAAUCAGCAGAGUAAUAAUAAAUAUUUUAUCACUCAUACUGGUCUGCCGCUGAUGAACCUCUCCUUACUCAUAUGGCUAGAGUAAUAACAUUAAUAAUAUUAAAAUAAUAGUGACUGACAGUAAUAGUUUGAUUUUGCCACUUUAACAUUACUACUUUCACCACUUACUUAAUAAUUCAGUCUGACAGUAUCAAGACUGUUUUUUCCCUCUUUCUUCUUUCCCCAGCAUUUUGUCUCCUCUUCUGGCAGAGUAUGACAGCAGCAUUAAAUCCUCUCAAGAACAAGUUUUUUUCUUGAAGGUAUGAAAUUUUCAUGGUCAUUAUGAGGACAGGUACUGCCGUAAUACUCUACAUUACUUUUCAUGCAUGCAGUGUAAAUGAGGCAAGUGACUAGCGAAGCUAUAAAAAAGGGUAAGAUGCCACAGACAAUGUUCUCCUGUAGAAGCCGUAUCUUUGUAUCAUCUUAUGUGGGGUGCUCUUGUUGUACUGUAGCUGUGAUUUUCCCCCUUCUCAUCUCACCCUGGUUUCAAUUCCCUCUACUGGUUUUCCAGUGUGACUGUACCUGGUCAUUGCUUCUCUCAGAAUAGUCAUCAGUGCAUCACUAAUUAAAAGAUUUCAAGUUCGCAAGUACAUACAACAAGUAGGAAGGGAAUCAAACAGCUAGGGAUUUCUUUUGGUUCUAUUUUCUUUCUAUCUUUAAAAAGUAGCCUGGGAUCAUACUCCGCCACUCAUCAAGUAGCAGAGGGAAAUCUCCGCCCUUCCCCUUGGGCCUUGACAGCCCUGAGUCAUGACUAGUCCCUCUUCACGCAGUGUCUACUUCAUGUUCCUGGCUUCACCAGUGGCGGAUCCAGGAGAAGGGCCCGAGGGGCCCAGCCCACCCUUAUUUUUAGAUCAAACUGGGGCAUGAAGGGCUGAAAAAAUUUUGUUUGACACCAGUUCCCCCCCUCUUAUCACAGGGUCUGAAUGACUGUGCCCCUCCCCCUUUAUCUGAAGGUCUGGAUCUGCCACUGCAUUAGUUUCCAGGGCUAUAGUCUACAUACUGUUGCUGUAUUGUCUUUUGUAUCAAUAAAAUAUGUGGCAGGUGUUUUUAAUUCAAGAUACCUUGGAAAGAUCUGACUCUGCAGACUUCAUUUCUAGGUGAACUGCAUUUUAAAAGGGUUUGUAUUUAACUGAUUGGUGAACUUUUGGAUUUUAGGAAGAACUGUCUUCUUUGAAGCAAAAGACAGACCAUGUUGUGCAAGAAAACACAAGGUAAAGUUGUCUACUUUCUGUGGCUUCAAAUGACAGCGAGAGGAAGAGGGGGAGGGGAGGGAGGCUGAUAGCAUUCUACAAAGCCUGCACUUGUCCGGAAAUUCCCUCUAAAGAAAAAGAGAAGAGGAGAAACUUCCAGACCCCUGCCCCCAAGAUUAAUUUGAAAUCACAGUAAAAGUCACAUGGAAAGUUGCCUUAGUCUAGAAAUAAUCAUUGCCGUCUCAUAUCACUUGCUACAGUGUACAUUUAAGUAUAAACCCCGGAGCCUUUUUUAAGGAAAGGAUUUUCACAUAAAGUUGGUGUAAAACUGUCUUAAAAGUGACACCAGUCCAAUAUUGAUUUGUUGUGUCAGGAGGCCUGCUUUUUUGGGAGCCGUCAGCCCCUAUCCUAUACACUGCCUAUCAUCCUUAGUUAAUUUCUAUUCCCCUUAUUGUAGGCUUCAUGAGGAACUUAGAAGAAGCAUAGAAGCACAAAUGGACAUAGUUAGGCAAGGAGAAGGCAGUGGCGUAGAAAAGGAAGUAGUGGAAAACAUGCGUCACCAGCUUCAUCUGCUGUCACAGGUACAUGUAGUAUCAUUGAAGCUAGUCAUGAUUACAAAAAGGUAGUCUUGAAAGAGAAAGAAGUUUGAAAAUGAUUCUAAAACCUGUGCUGUGGACUACACUACUCAGAGAUUGCAAUGUACUUUUGGUGACAACAUGAAAGUGCACAUACAUGUAUAGGGUAUGUGUUAUCAUAAAUUUGAGAUUGCUUGCAAUGAAUUAAGAUGGAAUCCACCAGGAAAUUGAGUAAUUUUGAUUUUCAGUGGACAAAAAUCUUGUACCAGAAUAAUUUAAAGCAAUUUGCAUUCUUUCUUACAUUUUUUAAGGACUAAAGAUGUAAUAAAUCAUCUGUAGUAACACCUAAAGGAUAUUACUUACAUGUAUGGGAGCCCAUGGCUAGAAAAUGAAUGUCAAAUUUCACAAAAUUACAUUACACAUGAAAUUUUUAGAUUUUUACUUGUAUAAUCACAAUUCUUGUGAAACUGGACAUUUAUUUUCUCAGACUUCCAUGAGAAAUUUUCUUUGGUGUUACUACAGAUGAUUUAUUACAUCUUUAGCCCUUGAAUAAUGAAAAAAAGAAUGCAAUAUUCUUUAAAUUAUUCUGGUACAAGGUUUUUGUCCACUGAAAAUUGAAAUUACUCACUUUCCUGGUGGAUUCCGUCUUAAUUCUCUCCCAAUUGUAAAUGCAUGUAUUCGAACCACUUCUACAUGUAGAAAGAGAUCUGUGGCUCAAUUCUAGUAAGCGACCACCUCCCAUAAGCAACUUUCACUAAAUAUUUACAUUUGGGGUGGUCGCUUACGGGAGGUUGGACUGCAAGGGGUGGCGUAAAGUACUGUGCAUGUAUGACUGACAGUAAACCAAGUUUCUGUCUUGAGGACCCCCAAGGAACAAGAUUUGCCCGUUUCAUCAAUAAUGAAUGAUUAUUACUAUUAAUGUACUCUGUUCUGUUUUUAGGAAAGAGACAGUUAUGUGGAACUAUGGCAAAAUGCCUGCAGUGAACUUGAAAAGCUUCAAGAAAGUGAACGGGUAUGAGAUACUGCAGCUUCCCUUGGAGCCAUGAAGAACAAUGAUCACCUCCUUAUGUCUCCUCAGGAUAUAAGUUCUUUUAAGAUGCAUAGAUCUCUUGGGAAAAAAGGAAAUGAUCUCCACUUUUAAUAAUGGUGUAUAAUACAUGUGCAUGCAAUAUUUACACAAUCAUGUAAGAUUUGUUAACAAAAUUUUCAAACUUUUUUUUUUAACUGCUUAAAAACGAACCUAUGGGUCAAGGGCAUGGAGAGUUUGCUUAAACCCAACACCCCUGUGGAAUAACUAUCCUUAUACCCCUUGUGACGUAAUCUCUUUACGUGGAAAAUAAAUUUAUUGCACCCCUGUGCAGGACGAAGAAAUCAUCUGAAGCGGCGUAACAAGCGAGAGUGAACCCUUUUAAUGGCUUGGGCCAUUAAAUUCUAGGGAAAGUCUUUUCUGCCCAUUGCCACUUUCCAAGUAUAGUCACUUUUCUCUAGCUAUAAACUUCAUCAAGGUAUGUAUAUGUAGGUGCAAUAAAAAGAAUCUAUCCGGUGGCAUUCAGAUUGACGCUAAGGGUGGAUUUGCACUGUCGUGUAAUUUUUACGUGUGUGCGCACAUGAAUGUAUGGAAGGUCGAGCGUAAACGUUAAAGUUGAGUGAGCACAAGUCACAAGUCACGCAACAGUGGAAAUCUGUGUUAAGGAAAUCACAAUAGUAUAAGAUCUUUCUCUACGCAGUAACUGUAACUGUUUAUAUGCCUGGCUGUGGGAUUGUGCACAAAACAAGAUUUCUUAAUAUGAAUUCUAUUUUUUUUCGUUUGUAGGAGAAAGAUGCAGAACUUAGGACCAGAUCAAGGACCAUGACAGGCCUACAGGUAUCUCGCAGUUGAUCUACAUUCAUUGUUAACAUGCCACCUUGUGGGGUAUUUUUCCUCAAUAAAUCGAUGACAAGUUUCAAAGUUAAUAUUCAUAUUGAAAGACUAAAAAGAUGAAUAAACUAAUUAGCACAAUGUGAGAGUUGUUGGGGAGGCAGCGGGGCCGAGUGGUCAGCGCGUCGGACUCGCAGUCCUUCAGUCUCAGGUGCGAGUCCUGCUCUGGCGACUUGCUGGAUUUGUUCUCGGUCAUCCCAAGUUCAAAUCCUCCGCCAUGCUUGUAAACUGCCAACUGGUUGCCUUCUGCCAGUUGCCUCAUGUUAUGCUGCAUUCGAGUUAUUUGUAAGAAUUUGAGUGGGGUGCCUGUAAACUAGUUAGAUAAGCUAAGUGCACUCUUCACUAUAAACAAGCCUUUGUGUUUCAUUUAGUACUGGGGAACUGACAAAACAACAGGUCCCACGGGGAAGCUUUUCCUUUAACGGACACACUGUGUUAAGGAAUGUGAGCGUGUUUACGAUUAAUGUAGUACAUUACUUAGUAGUACAGUGCUGCGAAGUAGCUUUUCAGUGAAUCCCUUGUAAGGAUUUCAUCCACAGACACCCAGCAACGGUCAGAACUUUGUAGAAACAAGAGAGAACCUGGGACGAGUAAACUUUCGCAAAGAUUUUUGGGACUGUUACUAGGGACAGGGAAAAAAAUGUCCAAUAGCUGAUCGCCGCCUCCCCAGUGCUGAUCCCAGAAACAAUUGUGGGUCUGCGCCAGUUCCCUUCUCGUUUCUGAAGUGGAGCUGUCACAGUGAUAUGGGCAUCCCCAUUCCCAAAACACCCAAAACGCAGGGAUGACCAUAUCACUGUAACAGUGCCUGAAUUCAUACCAAGGAUUUAGUACUCGGGCUCCAAAGUUAUAACCACUUUCAGUGGACAGCAUCAACAGUGACAGAGAAAAGAAGCCCUCAGUAACUGCCUUCUGAAUGCUCACAAUACUUUCAGGAAAGUUAAAACCACCUAGUACCGCAUAAUAAACAGUGCGAUGGGAGAAAACUCGAAUGGUCAUACUGAAACGUUAGAGCUAUAGAUGUGGUUCGUGCAGCAUAUGCAACAACAAAGAAAAAUGUAUCUUUUUUAUUCAGAUGUGAUCCCAUAAUUUAGGGCAAUUCAGCUAGUCUAUUCUAUUCUGUGUGUGUGUUCAUAUGGAUGUUUUUUUUUUUGCAGUUAGAAAACCCUAGCCCUGAUAUAGAACUUGUUUCGUUAACGACUUUGCUUUCUUUUGACAGAAUGAUCUUCAAAAAGCGAGGCAAUUUGCUGGAGAACUGCAAACAGUCAAUAGGAAGUUGCGAAUGGUAAGAAGAGGCGUAGCCCUAAUAUCGUGAAAUAGAUAAAUCAACUCCUAAUUGCAUUGUCUCCCUCCCUCUGGCUCAUAGGUGAAGUCUUCGUUAAAAAAAAUUCCUUCUGAAGAGGCUGCUGCGUUAUCUUCUCCGAAAUCUUAGUCGUGUGUUGAGUUGUGCUGUAGUACACAACAACUUCGGGAUCAGUUUAGGUUUCUCGGAAACUGCCCACCUACCCGUCCCCUAAGCCAUCGUUUUGCCCCAAGUGAGAAGUAAGUGUUAAUGUUGGCUUUGGGGAUGGGUAGGUGGGUAGUUUCCUAGAAACCUCGUUUCACUCUUCGUUUACGUUUUCAUCCAAAAAGAUGGAACUUAUCGACUUUUUUGUUAAAACACACCAUUUUUAGUGGGUCAAAAAGACUUGGUUUUAUCAGAUGUGUUGCGAGAGGGAAAUGGCCCUGAUGUUAAAGAGAUCUUUCUGAAGGUCGAGUUUCGAGUCUUAGCCAUACCCUUCGUGGAAGGAUUAGCUCUACGGCUUUUAAAUCCCUCUACGGUUGCUAAUUUGCCAUACGACUGAUUAAACCAAUUAUCGGUUUUCUCUUUUCAGCCUAAGGAGCCCCAAACUUUUUUCAAAAUAGCCUCUUUGUUAGGGCAAUUAUUCGCAAAAUUUCUUCUUAACUGAGUUGUGCUCUUAGUGCUACAUAAGUUUGUAUAACGAAAUAUCUUGUUGAUAAAUUUAUUAUAACUUUAUCGUUCAUGGUUUAGUGGCGUUGAUUAUUACAUUUUCAACGUAUAGUAUUUUCUCCUUGUGAAAUCUUAGAUUGGGGGAUAUAUAUUUUCUGUUUCCCCCCAUAUUUAAGAAAACACCAACCUCGAUCAUAUUUUUAAAUUGAAACUUUAAUAUUAAUGAAUGCGUGCAGACAUAACAGUUUCACAACAAUGAAGUAUUUUAUUCGUAUUGAAUAGAAUGUAGCGCCACAAACUAAGAUUAUCUUCUGUUUUAAAGGAGCACGAAAAAUUUCUCACAACCGCUCAUACACAAGAUCAAGAAAUUGAUGAUGUACGUAAUGAUUUAAGGUGCGUAAAGUUUAGUUAUAAUUUCCUGUCGUUGUAAACUAAUAAUACAUGUAUCUACGUAGUUCUAAACUGGCUGUAGUAAGUGAGUAGUGUGAGACUUGAUAAAGCAGGAACUGCGAGUUCAUUCAAAAUUUUCAAAUCCUGGUAAAGCGUAAUGUGGAUAAAUGAAGAACUGAUCUGAUUUUUUUAAAUUCGAUUUUGAAAGCUACAAUUUGUUCUGAUAACUGAUGUCCUUGACGGGGUAAGACAUCGAUAUUUGCGUUAAAAAAGCGAAAUUUUACUUCUGUUAGGAAAUGCAAGACAGAGUUGAAAAGCACCAAAGCUCAGAACGAAGAACUUCGUAGAACGUUGGAGUUAAUGGAAGGAAGAAUUAGAGCAAGGGUGAGUGAUCUUUCUUUGUCCUUCUCGAUCUUGUAAAUUGUUUGCCAUAUAUUUGUUAUGUAGAAUGUUGAAUAACUACAAGAAUUUUGGUCUACUUUAGAUUCUCCUUCUCAAGCCGCAGUCACGUUAACCGUAUUGACUGUACUCUUUCACAAUCGACCCGAUUCUGUCCUUCGCCAGAACACGGCACGAAUCAGAGGAGCGACAUGACUUGUUGUCAAAAACCACGUGACGUUAGGCCAUACGACAUUCAGGGACUUGGUCCAAGGUGAACAAACCUGGCGGACCACAAUUUCGCUAGAGAUGGGACAAAAUCACAUCACCCUUGAAGACCCCCUUCCCCAACCAAAGCAAAGAAAGAAGAGAAAAAUAGAGAUAUAAGGCACAAAUAGGCGCAACAUUUCUUUAUCACGCUUACUAUAACUCUUAAAGUAAGACCAGCGAUCUAAGCGGUUUUUCAAAUAGACAGUUUAAGCAUUACGUAUACGGCAAACGGCAAACUUCAGAUUCAAGUUGGGAAUUUCUCAAAAUAGAAAAUGAGCAGAUAAAAACAGCUCAAAACAAUUCUAUGGAUGAAAAAUUGCGUGAAACUACCAAUCUAUGUGUUGAAAUAAUGAACAUUAAACGUCAAGUAAAGAGGAAACUUGGUCACGUGGUACAAAUUCGCAUUGUGCCGUUUGACGUAAACGUGUUGCUUAACCUCUCUAAUGCCGAUGUGAAAACGGUUAGGUCGCAAAAAAUGUACGGGGCAAGGCUGUAAUACUACAUUAACAGUUAUUGGUUACUUCAGUCAUCCUCGGUCCGGUAGACGUGCCAAUGGUAUUCUGUUCUGUUUCAUUGUUAAUUUUACCACUUACGUUGAAAGCUUGAUACAUGAGUGUUUUGUUUGUAAUUCUACAUUAAACAGACAACUCAGCAUCGACCUUUUGUGAGAUAGAAAUACCAAGUCCAGGGUUAGGCAGAUUGUUUUAACAAAGAUCUUCGUCUUUUCACACAGGACAGAGAAAGAGGAGAGGAAGCAAACAGAGAGCAACCAGUUGACACUCGCCUGGAGGAGUUACAAACAGCUAUAAUUGAAAUGGAGUCCAGGUUCGUACACUCUUGAUGUUACGGUUUAUUGUUAAGUUUUUCUCGAAUAAUUACGACAAAAGAGAUUCAACAGAGAUAUUUCAACGUUAUUAGCGGAGCUCUGUCGCGCAGCCGAGUACUAUGGGUAAGAAAAUUUGGUUGUCUAUUCAUUCAAGAAAUUUGGGUUCUGACAAAAUCGUUCGUACGUACGUACGUCCACCUUUUCACGUUAACGGAUGUGAAAUGGCACACUCGCUAGCUAGGAAUCCAAGGCAUAUACCAUCUGUGUUUAACUUGGUGUUGGACAUCCAUGUUAUGAUCAAUUGACAGCUCUAAAAAAAAAAAUACAAGUAUCCGCUGACCGGUAUCACAUGACUGUAUCGCUGACCCAGGUAGACAACUCAUUGAGGUGACUUAUUUUUUAAAGUUAUGCACUGACCAGUUCCUAGUUUCAAGUCCAUUUUUAAAAGUUGGAAUUCAGUUUGCUUCCUGCUUAUGGCAAAACUUAGAUAAUUAAUUGAGAAAGAAAUUGCAUAAAAGGUCCCCUCGAGAGCUUCGCUUUUGACCUUGGCUAAAUCUAUUUACUAUGUGAGGAAUUUUUUUUUUAAAACUGAGUAAGGGUGGAUUUCCAAUGUCGUAAUGUUUACGUGCGAACGUAAGUAAAAUUUACGGGCGUAAAUAGCACAGAGGCAAUAGAGAGCUUUAGAUUUUAGGACGAGGACGACUACGAGUACGAGAUUUAACUUACGUUUUUUCGCGUAUUCUCGAAAAAUAUUCAACCCAGAAAGCUUCAUCCCACUGUUUUUCACCUGAAAAAUUAGGGCGGUUACAUUUUUUUUGAAGAAGGUUUAGCCCUUUCCCGGUCGCAAAAUGAUAAAUUUCUAAAAUUUGAUAACUUGUUUCCGCCACUACGACAUUCUCGCUAAAACUUGUAUUAGAAUGACGGCGGCAAUGAGAACGGCAAAAACAGCAAUAGGAUUAGACAAGCAAAACAACAACUUUGCACGUACAUCACGCUUUCUUGUACAUUUAUCUGCCGUCGUUGCACGACUACAACGUGAAACUGCCUAAUUUCGCGUUUUGUCAAGGACGGUAACAAAAGACAACAACUUUCUUUUUCUUUUCCUGAACUUUGAUGCAGUCCUUUAGAAUUCAACUCCGAAAAAAUUUGCCAACAUUUGACGAAUUAAAGGAGAUGGAAUAAGCGCGAUAAAGUCUGAGGCAGCGCAAAUUUACUUUUUAAGUGACGUUUUCGUAGCUGUCGCCGUCGUUAUUGCGUAUACUCCCUUGACGUUGGGUCACGCCUGAGCACUACUCAAGGUAUUGGGAAAGUCUCGUACUCGUAGUCGUCCUCUUCUUAGAAUCUAAAGCUCUCUAAUGUUUGAAGGGCCGCGCGUAAACGUAAAAGUUGAGCGAGGUUCAACUUUUACUUUUAAUACGCGUGACCUACGCGUGAAAAUUACCUGACGGUGGAAAUCUAUCUUAUAGAGGAUUUCAAAUUUUUACCAAACGUGCGCGUGCAAUAAAAAUUACUUUUCUUUUACGUGUUCUAUACGUCAUAAUGACCAACUCAUUGAUAACAGUACAAGAAUAAAAUUCAGUUGGUUACCAAAAAGGCUAAAAGUUUCCAACGAAAGCUGUUUUAUUCUGGAUGGCAAUUGCCGCGAACACGUAAGCAUGUUGAACUCUGAAAACCAACAGGAAAAAUUUUUUAAGCACUAGUUUUCGUCGUCACUGUGUUGUAGCCUGUGCCACAGACGAAACUAAGCUUUGCGAAACAGCGCCGAUUAAUCCUUGUUCUGGUCCCCACCUGUGUACCAAGAUUUGAGUACUCGCCAUGAUUGGCCUGUUAAAAAAGCCACUGUCAAAUUGCCAGUUGACGACGGGAAAGCGCGCGGAAAGGACUAAACGUUCCCGUCGUGGCUAAAUCAGCCUAAUAGUGAACAGGACGGGAGAGCAAAGAAGACGGCAAACCUUGUGUGACAAGCGUGACAAAAAUUUUGUUUAAAAAAAUUUUUCUUUAAACUUCAUCUUCCUUUAAACAGAUAUUUUUGUGAAAGACCAAAAAUCAUUAAUAUUUAGUGAAGAUUGCGACAAAACAUGCAAGUAAUAGCCCUGUCACGUUUGUCACACACAAGCGUUUUCCCCUCCCCGACUUUCUGCCGUCCUGUUGCGUACAUGUAAACUCACUAAUAAUGUACUUGUCGAGUUUUUGGUUGUUCGCUCAUCUGUAUAAAUGGAUGAAUGUCUCGUUAUGUAGUAAUUGUUUUUUGUAGUUCAGUGGCUAACAUGAUAAAUCGCUCAGUACGGGAAAAAAAAACAAAGAAAGUGACUAGCUUUAUAGGUUGAGUUUGACAGUAUGACAGAUAUAAAAUUCAUAUUAAAUUCGUUUUCGUAUUAACUUCCUUGAGUGGUUUAAAUGGAGCGAGGGUUCGCUAAAAAUAACUAAAGCCUAUAUGGAUAUUUUUAGUAGCCUGUUCCUCUGUUGACUGUUAGUCUUUAAUAACUUCAUGCUCUUGUUUGCAGACUUUCCGCGACGCUGAAAGAGGUCUCUAGGUUACGCUCUGAAAGAACAGAGCUGGAGGACCAAGUGGAGGUUUUGCAAAAGAAAAGGUAAAAAUCCGAUUAUUGUUGUUGUUGUUGUUGUUGUUUUGAAAGGUCUUACUUAGACCAUGGUUCAAGGUAACCAGUAGGCUAGUCGAUCUCUUCGUGCAGAUACAGCAAUUGUUCACUUAUUUCGUUCGAGAAAAGUUUUAUUCCAUAAGAAUUCUCGCCGAAUCGACCGUAACUCGUGUUAUGCAUUUCGCCUCUCGAUUGGCGUAAUAUUAAUGUUCGUUCAUGACCAAAACAUAAAUUUAAGACGGCAAUUCAUCGACUACUUUUUGAUAUUCUAUUGUCUGAGGAUGAUUAUUGGCCUACUUAUUUCAAACAGCUUUGAGGUGCCUGCGUCAUCUCAUUUCGUUUAAUAUAAAAUUAUAAAUUUUUUUCUUACUUUUUUUUCCUUCCAGCCAUCUGUUAACUAAAAUGUAUAUGAGUAAAUAUAAAUAAUUGCUGCGAGAGUUAGCGAGCAGCAGACCUAUUUGACUCAGGUAGGUUUUGAAAUCUCGCCAGAUGUUAGUAGGACAUUUUGCCUCGCUUUCGUGUGGUUCAAAAGCACUGCUGAUCAUUACAACGGUGUCUCCAACACAUUCUUUCUGUUCACGAGCCUUGGCAACCUUUGCGAGUUCUUUGGCCUGCUUUCUCCCUUCUGGUCUUUGAUUUUGUGGCCAGCCUGUGCAUGUUCCCAAGCGCGAGAAAUAGAAACAAAAGGUUGUCGGCGCAAAAUGUUGACGUCACAAUAGCACCUUGACGCCUCAAUGCCAUCACCCUUCGCGUUUUUUGUAUCGUUCCUUGUGUCAGUGAAAACGUUGUUUAUGCCAUCAAAUGCCGAUUGAUAUUCAAGUGCAGAAGGAUAUUUAGACACCGGUCACUAGACCCAGGUGGACUGAAUGAGAACUUUUAGUUUAUUUGAACCUCUCUAAGUCAGCGCGCGCACGUAACAUUAGGUUAGUUUCUAAUUUUAUCUGAACGUUACAUUUCAUCCUAUUGACUACUUCAGUUCGACACGAGCACAAACCCAAUAUUUUUGAUAGAGAAAAGAGACACACUAUCACUACACCAUCUGCUCGGAACUCCUCACCUUCCAUUUGGAAGCGCUAUUAUAAUUUUUAUUGACAUUUUAUCUUUCCCUGACCUGCCUCGACUAGUGUUCCUGCUUCUUUGCGGGUCAGCACCAUCUUAUGUAUUUCUGUGAAGUAAAUAAAGGUUGUUGUUUUUAGCCUAGGUCCGUAACUGUAACCUAGCAACAUGCAGUUCAUCCCCAGCAAGAAACCGGCGCCGAANUCUUUGAUUUUGUGGCCAGCCUGUGCAUGUUCCCAAGCGCGAGAAAUAGAAACAAAAGGUUGUCGGCGCAAAAUGUUGACGUCACAAUAGCACCUUGACGCCUCAAUGCCAUCACCCUUCGCGUUUUUUGUAUCGUUCCUUGUGUCAGUGAAAACGUUGUUUAUGCCAUCAAAUGCCGAUUGAUAUUCAAGUGCAGAAGGAUAUUUAGACACCGGUCACUAGACCCAGGUGGACUGAAUGAGAACUUUUAGUUUAUUUGAACCUCUCUAAGUCAGCGCGCGCACGUAACAUUAGGUUAGUUUCUAAUUUUAUCUGAACGUUACAUUUCAUCCUAUUGACUACUUCAGUUCGACACGAGCACAAACCCAAUAUUUUUGAUAGAGAAAAGAGACACACUAUCACUACACCAUCUGCUCGGAACUCCUCACCUUCCAUUUGGAAGCGCUAUUAUAAUUUUUAUUGACAUUUUAUCUUUCCCUGACCUGCCUCGACUAGUGUUCCUGCUUCUUUGCGGGUCAGCACCAUCUUAUGUAUUUCUGUGAAGUAAAUAAAGGUUGUUGUUUUUAGCCUAGGUCCGUAACUGUAACCUAGCAACAUGCAGUUCAUCCCCAGCAAGAAACCGGCGCCGAACGGUUUCCGUAAUCAUUGACUAGUACCAAUAUACAUUUAUAUAUAUCUCGUAAAUUUUCUUUUAACUGCAGAAAGUACUAACUGAUACCAUGUUUUAUCUUGAAUAUUAUGCACCAUGGAAAAAGCUUUACUCAAUUACUGCAUUGUGUGGGCUUCCAGAUAAUAAGUCCAACGUUAUAACCGCUCAGCCACUCUGCCUUCUCUUAAUUAUUAUGCAGUAUAAAUAAAGCUUUAGGACCCGUUUAUAUAGAGAAAAGUUAUGCUGGGGAAGAGGGACAUUCUCCCAGCCGAGUCAACUUUAGUGAAUGUUUAUAUGACAAAAAAAAUGACCCCUUUGCUCGAGCCAACAGCUGACAGCAGUGCUCGCGCAUGCUCUGAUUGUCUUGCCUUGACCAAGUUGACCCGGCUGGGUGAAUCAAAGUGUUUAUAUGGAGAAAAGUUGGCCCUGCAAGGAGGGUGACCCUACCACCGAAAAAGGGUGAAUGAAGAUUUUUGUUUCUCAUGUAAACAGGUUGCUAAGUUUUGUAGGAAACGUAGGAAGAGUUGGCUCGCCCAGGGUAGUGACCUUUCUUCUCUAAACAAGUUUUCUCCAUAUAAACGAGGCCUUACCGUACUAUAACCAGUGGUCCCAAAAGCAGUUUUUCCUGUUGUUUGAAAAGACAUUGAAUGUGUUUUGUGAGUCGCACGUAGACGAGUUUUUAACUUUUGAUGGUUAGAAAACUCGUGUACGUGACCCUCACAUACGCAAUAUGACCUGCGGAAAAAUAUUCACUAGAGGAGCAGUAUUGUUUCAACGCAUUUUAUUACAGUAGAGAUCACCACUGUGUUAUUACAUGGAAUGUCAUUUCAAGGCAAUUAUUACGCUUUAAUUUACUCCUUGGUUAAAAUCAUCGUUGCUGGCGAGCAGUAGCGAGCAGGGUACUAUUCACUUUUACGCCUGUGAAGUUCAGAAAGUUUGUCGGACGUAAGAUUGUAGGCAUGCGAUGUUGGACGGUUUAUGAUUAUCCGGGACAUUCUCCUGCUAUGUUUGAUACCACCUAAAUUUGCAAAUGGAAGUCCUUUGGCGUCGUUCGGGCUUAGUUGAAUUGCUCGCGUAGGCAGCAGCGAUCAAUUGUGCAGGUUCCUUUUCGGCGAAAUUUCCAGGUCCACAUUUUACUAUGGUGUGCAAUACAUUAUCAUGUAUUCCUAAGUUCCUUUAUAACUGUACAUAGUUGAAAUUCGCCACUAUAGAAACUAGAAGGGAACUGGAGCCGAAAUGUGUCUCGCCGUGUCUUGCAAUUGUAUCUGGGAUCUUUACUGGGGACGUGUCGGUCAGCUAUUGGCCAGUUUUUCCCCUGUCCCUUGUUACAGUCCAAAAGUCUUUGAAAAAGUUAACUAAGUCCGUUUUUCUUCUUGUUUCUAAAGUAGCGAAUUAUUAUGCACUUAAAUAAAAGCUUUUCUUCUGUGUAAUCGGUGGACAUGAAAAUUUUAAGCAAUAUUUUAUGCUAUCUGACAACGGAGUACAUGUGCCUUGUGAGUGGCACCUAGAUUAAUUGAAUCUUUAAAUUUUAGUGGUUAAAAAAUUCAUCUAUGUUGCGCUCACAUGCACAUAGCCCGGAAAAAAAUAUUCAGAAAAUAAAGCUUUUCCGUGCAUUUUAGUGUAGGAGGGACCUCCACUGCAUUGUUACGUUGCAAAAGUUAUAUUAUGCUAUCGUCUUCUUAUUAUCUUUUCUUUUUUUCUGUGUUAUAUAUCCACCCUACAAUCGCAAAAGAGUGAACCAAACUUAUUGUUUCUCAAGUAAACGGGUCGCCAAGUUUGGCGAGGAAACGGAGGAAAAGUUCAUUCACCCAGGGUAGCUCGGCUAGUCCAGUGACCCUUCUAUUCGGGACAAGUUUUCUCCAUAUAAACGAGACCUUACCGUACUACAACCAGCUGUCCUAAAGGCAAUUUUUCUUGUUGUUUGACAAGACAUUGAAUGUGUUUUGUGAGUCGCACGUGGACGAGUUUUUAACUUUUGAUGGUUAAAAAACUCGUCGACGUGACGCUCACAUUACGCAAUAUGACCGCGGGAAAAUAUUGACAAGUGGAGCAGUAUUAUUUCAGCGCAUUUUAUUGAAGCAGAGACCACCACUGCAUUAUUACAUUGAAUGUCAUUUCAAGACAGUUAUUACGCUUUGGCAUUCUUAUUAUUUACUCCUCGGUUAAAAUCAUCGUUAUUAUUGCUGGCGAGCAGUAGCGAAGCAGGUUACUAUUCACUCCUGUACCUGUGAAAUUCAAAACGUUUGUCGGACGUAAGAUUAUAGGCAUGCGUCGUUGGACGAUUUACUAUUAUCCGGGACAUUCUCCUGCUGUGUUUGAUACCAUCUAAAUUUGCAAAUGGAAGUCUUUUGGCGUCGUUCAGACUUAGCUGAAUUGUUCCCGUGGGCAGCAGCGAUCAAUUGUGCAGGUUGCUUUUCAGCGAAACUUCCAGGUUUAUAUUUUACCACGGCGGGCAAUGCAUUAUCAUGUAGUUGUAAAUUCCUUUGUAGCUGUACAUAGUUAAAUAUUGUGUCCUUGUUUCAGUCGAAUUCGCCACUUUAGAAACGAGAAGGCAACUGGAGCCGAAAUGUGUCUCGCAAUUGUUUGUUGGAUCGUUGCUGGGCACGCACCGGUCAGCUUUUGGCCAGUUUUUCCCUUGUCCCGUGUCAUUGUCCCGGAAGUCUUUGCGAAAGUUUAACCCGGACUGAGUUAAACCCCCAGUUAAACCUCAUUCCGGGUUGCCUCUUGUUUUUCAAGUGGCGAAUUAUUAUGCACUUUAAAUUAUUAAAGCUUUUCUUAACUAUGGGACAUAGGUGGACAUGAAAAUUGUAAGCGAUAUUUUGUGCUAUCUGACAAUGAAGUACAUGUGCUCUGUGAGUCGCACCUAGAUGAAUUUUUAACUUUUAAUAGUUAAAAAAUUCAUCUAUGUGACGCUCACAUGCACAUAACUUGGAAGAAAUUAUUCAGAAAUUCAAGCUUUAUUAAUUCAGCGCAGUUUAGUAUAGGAGACACCUCCACCGUACUGUUACGUUUCAAAACUUAUGCUAUCGUUUUCUUAUCUUUUCUUUCUUUUAUGUUACAUAAUUAUUUAUCGAUGCUGGUCGUACGUCAACCUCGUAUGUUAGAUCGUAAGCAUGCGCAGUUGGUUGGUUCAUGAUAAUCCGGGACACUUUCUUGCGAUAUUAAGCCCUUUCGCGUCGUCCACAGUUUGUUCGAUUUUUCAUGUUCCUUGCCAGCGAACAGCUUUGCAUGAUGCAUGAUUCUGUUGUGGAGCAACUUUCGCUUUUUCCUGGGCAGACGAAGAAUAUUUUAACUCCAUGGCCCACAUUUUACCACACACGCGCAAAGAAUGCAUUACAACGGUCAAACGUUUUGCCUCUUUGGUCGAAAAACUUAUUUUGUGAUGAAUGAUUUUAAUUAGCGGGUAUAAUUUUUUAGGUUUAACUUAAGUGCGUCUUCACACAGGACCGUUCGAUAGAGCGAUUUUCGUAUGACCUUGAAAAAUGGUUUCGGUAAGUGUUAGUGAUUUUUUUUAUCAGCCGAUGGAUGAAAAGAUCAAAACAUGGACUCUUCGUUUCCUCGCUAAAAAAAAUCCUAAUGUAGAGAAGUUAUUGUUCGAUUGGCCAAUCGUGUUGAAGUAUGUCGUCAAAGCAAAGUAUCGAUUGAUUUCUAGAAAGUUCUCGGGCGUGAAGUUUUUUCAGCCGAGCGUUCGCUUAACCAACCAAAAGCCACGCGCGUUUGUAUCCGUUCGAUAAACCAAUCAAAUCGUUCUAUGGAGCGUUUUCACAUGACGUCACGGCGGCCAUAUUGGUGUUCCAAAACAAUGAAACGAAGGCCGUACUGGUGUUCCAAACCAAUCCUGUGGGAGUUAAACUCUUUUCUUAUGUAAACGCUUUCUUUUGUUCCAAUAAAUUUGCAUAGAUGCUGGCCACGUGAGUGAAAACGAUCUAUUUCCGUUCGUUUCUUGUUUCUGUUUUUUUUUCGCCCGUUUUCAUUUCAAGGUCAAACGAAAAUCGCUCUGUUUUCGCUCCAGGCGUCCACAUUUUCGCACGAUUAACACUUUAAUGCACGAAUUUUCAAGUGGUCGAAAUUUCAUCUGCUGCCGUGUGAACGAAGCAUCCUAGCAUACAUACCGUAAAAUUCCGAAAAUAAGCCCCUCCAAAUAUAAGCUCCCCAAACCGGUAACGCAAAAAACCCUCCGUUAAAUCGCCCCUCCAAAUAUAACCCCCCCCCCCCCCCCCAACCCCCCCCCCCCCCCCGGUUGUUGUACUUGGAAAAUUGCCCUCAAAUACAAAGUAAAACGGUAAAUUUACUUCCAACUAUAAGGCUAGCCCAAUCGAUUUUGAAACGCAGUUUUCUCUCCGUAGAUAAGCCCCUCCGAAUAUAAGCCCCUCCAAAAAUAACUCCCUCAAAAAGGGCCUUUGAAAAAUAUAAGCCCCGGGGCUUAUUUUCGGAAUUUUACGGUACAUUUUUAUUUUUAUAUUUUUUACUUUGCUUAGUUCAGUAUUCCAGCUGAAUUCUUAUGCAGUAUAAGUAAAGCUAUAGAAUUUCAUCUCAUCCACAGACUCAAAAGUUAUAACCGCAUUACAAAACUCAGUUCAUCACUCUUGGAGUCAGAGGAUUAAACUUCUUAAGCCGUUUUAUUCUCAUUAUUAAAAUUCUUCUUAUUAUUCUUUUUAUUAUUUAUUAUUUUUUCUUGUAUUUAGUUCUGAGCUGCAGCAACGUGAAUUGGAGGCCAUUUCCCACGUGAGAGACAGUGUUCAGAUGGUUGAAAAUGCGAUACUGGAAAGAGAUCAGGUAAUGGAACGGAGACUUGCUCUUUCAACGUAAAUUGUUCACCAAGUACUAUGUGGAGAUACUGCUCAACAGGUUCAUCACAUCAGCGCGUCUGUAAAGCGGAUUCCAAGGAAUUCGCGUCGCUUUUUAAUUUUUUCUUUUCAGUUUUUUUUCGAAGAAAUUUACUCAUUUUCUGUCGUUUACGGCGCGCAGUUUGCCAUUUAUAAGUUCUAUAAAUAGAGUAUAAUGGGACAGAGAAGGAAUUUUAGGGCGUUGGCCGGGAUAUGUGAAUUUCACUUGAGUUAUUUUUAGAGACUCUAAGUAAACGGAAGCCUAAUUCCUGAGAAGUCCGCAUAUUUUGAUCAAGGUGUGGUUCCAGGUUGAGUGAAGCGGGCUGGGCGAGCUAUUACCAACUUGUCUUGGACUACCGAGUACUACAUUUUCCUCCCUUAUACACUAGAUUAGGAAUUUUUAGUCGUGUUAUAUACUUCAUUUAGCUUAAGUUAUGUUUUAUUUUUAUAAUAGCUCACUUCGGAAAAAGUGAUAGCCUGGGACCCAAACUAGGCGCGCGCGCACUUAUUUAGGGGGACACAAAUGUAAACAAACAUGGCGGAAAGCGAAGUGGAAUGUUUCAGCGGGGUUAAAACAGCUCGAAAUAGCAAAACGUAAGGUGAAAGUGAAAGAAAAAAAACAUGAAAAUGUGAAGCUGAAGGAAGAAGAUGUGCCUGGAGCAAUUUUACGUCGAGAAAAACCAAUAAAAUGCACCGUGAAACAACUUCAGAGAUGGCCUCUUAGCCGUGGUGCCAAAACAACCGGAAAGAAAACGCAGCUCGUACAAAGGUAAGGACGCGCGGACCGGGAAGUUCCUGAAAUUAUUUGUGCUUAAACAGCACAACAACUUGCACAUCUCGUCAUAAUUCAAGGUGGCUGCUCGACUUGUGUCCCCAAAAAAUCCCAUAAAUGAGCGCGCGCUUAGUUUGGGUCCCAGUUUAUCAUUCUUUUCCGAAGUGAGCUAUUAAUUGUUGUUCUGUACCAAGGUCCGAAAAAUUGGAAUUCCCUCCCCGCACCAAUUACGUGUUCAUCUCGCAUUCCUUCCUUUAAGAAAAAGAUGUUAGAUUUUAAGAAUUGGCCAAGCCGCACACGCCCAGCACUUAUGUUAUUUGUAAAUAUAUUUGCAUUUGAGUUGGCCUCUCUAAUAAUCCUGGUGUGGUUUCUUGAGAUCUCCUAGCCAAAGAAAAUGUAGCUUUAAACCUGGUUCACGGUAUCGAAACAUGGCAAAGUAAUGAGGCGGUGGGUUUUUGUUUUCUCAUAGGCUCUUGUUCGCGAGCAGCAGAAAGUUCAGGAAGUCAACAGAUUACAAGAGGCUAUCAAUAAAAUCUUGAAAGAGGCUGGCAAAAGAACAAGAGAAGAGGUACGAGGAAUGUGCUAUAAAAUGUUCGUGCUUAUUUGCUUAGUUUUUUGGGGGUGUGGACGGUUAAGGCCACAGUUUAAAAGUUCUUAGCCAAAGAAAGCUGAAGUUGAAUUUCUGAUAAACUGCAAAACAGUCCAUGUUUUUGGGUAUUCAAGUACGCGCGAAUAGUCAGAAGGUCUGGAGCGAGGCUAAAAACGGAGAGCGAGACUGGGGAGAGACGCCAAUUUUUUUCUCUCGCCUCACACGCCUGUUCGCGCGCACAAGACUCUUACGCUACGCUAAACCGAUUUUUAGGAAAAAACCGGCUGUUUUGCAGGGUACAGUUUAAACGUUCUUUACCAAAGAUGGCUAAAGAUUAAUUUCAGAUAGCUUUCUAGACCGUGGCCGCUUGUCCCUAAGAUGGGCCUAUAUUCUUCUCACAUUAAUGGAAAAAAUAUAUAUAUACAAAAUAAAAGUGGACAUAGACUAGGAAAUAAGUUUUCAAGUAGUUUGGAGGGAACGAAAAGAAAGAUAGAAUCCCAAAAUCAGAAUUCUGUUGCCAAAGCGCUCAACUUUGUGAUCUGUUUAGUUUUAGCCUUGUUUUAGAGGUCUUAUUUUUCGCUAGAUUUGACUUUUUCGCGUUUGGAAUCCUUGUUAGGUGGACGCGGUUCGUAAUCAGUGCAAUAAAAAUAUCCAGAAACUCAUGGAAGAGAUGCAUUUCCUGGAAAUGGUAAGGCAUUUAUGCGAUACAUAAUUUCUGCGAUAUCUCGAUAAACAAGGAGCGAUACGAUACAUAUCUCGAUACAGAUGCAGCGAUGCGAUAAAUAUAUCGAUUUAUUGUUUAUAUAAAAUAUUUCCCCCUUUCCGAUUGGCUUAAAUCUCACGGCUAAUUCUUCAUAACCAGCUAGGGUUGACUGAAUUUGGAAGUAGCUUGCGAUAUCCGGAAAAUGACGUCGAUAGCAUAGGGCAAUUGCCACAAAAAGGGACGGUAACUGAGAGGACUUGGGGACGAGGCUGCGCUGUUUUGGUAGAAAAGUCCAUUUCACUCGUUUUACUGCCUAGAAUAGGGAGCUUAAGCAACCACGACGACAACGCUACAUGUAGUCUCAAGUUAACUCAAUUCAGAAGUUCAGGGGCACCCAACGACUUUUUCUUUAAAAAAAUAAUAACUUUUUGAAGGAGCAAAUGCUGCCUAAAAAUUUCUAAAGCUCGAGAAAGGCUGAAAAAUUCUGGACAACCGUUCCAUUCAUCUAAUAUUUUCGAAGUUUUUCUUCUAUUAACCUUCGACUUUCGGAGGUUGUAGUUUUCACAAAGGACCUUGUGAAAAUUUCGUCCAUAAAGACAAAUCGCCUUCCAGAUCUUCUAAUGAAAAUACGGCCACUCCAUGCCAUCGAACGUCCGACUGGAUCCAUUAGGGUAGCUAACAGUUUCGGAUGCGACGAAAAUGCCAUAUAAAACGUUUGAGACGACCAUGUUCCCUGAAAAAGUGACAUGCCAUGACAUCCGAGAAGAUAAACACUUUUACGGGGACCAAACGAGCCUCAAAUGGUUCUCUAAAGCGUAGAGAAAACCAUAUGAGACACUUGCGAACUAUUGGAAACAUUUGGUGGCCUCUGGGAAGGUACUUUGGCCAAAGAAUUACGCAUUCAAAACAGUUUGAAGGAACACUUUGUUCAUACUGGACCUUUCAUUAUUUUUGCUCUGUUCACACCGAACUUUGAAUGGGAAGGCAUCUUAAUUUUCGUACGUUUAAGGUGGUUCCGUGUGAACGCAACACCUUAAACGAACGCAAUUUCAACCGGUCGAAAAUUCGUCCGGUGCUGUGUCAACGUCAAACUGGCUGUUAAACGGCUAAUGGACUUCAGCGUUAGGUGAUCAUUAACGGCUUUACACUAACGAUAAAGGUGCAUUGUUGUAGCUUUCUUGUGGCCACAAAGCGAAUUAAUAAGUUUAGUCAAGCAUGACGUGCCCAUACAUGUAUAAAUUGAAAACACGGGUUUUCAGGUUGGUAAGUAGUUUUUCCUUAAUUUAAUUUUCUCUCGAUUUUGCCCUUUAUGCUCUUCCAGAAUUGUUCGUGUGGAUAAUAACAUUUAAAAAAAAUAACAUUCAUGUUAAUUGGACGAUAAUCGAAUUAAUGUAUUCGAGUGAUGACAUCGAAAGUCGCCGUUGACACAAAAAUAAAGAUACCGUCAGGCUUGUUGACAUUUCGGAUCGAAAGACGCUAAGAUUAUUGAAAUUAAGAAGACGCUUAUACGACCCAACAACUUCAAACUCGCCGGCCGAUCUUUCUCAAUAUGGCGGAAUCCCUUGCCCGGCCGAGAGAUAAGAGCUGGAUUUUUGAAUAUUACCCGGUAAAUAACCUUUUGUUGUUGUUCAUGUCGUUUUAAAUGUAGUAAAUGCCGUAUGAACUUUCGUUUCUUUUCAUUUUCCAUGUCACAUUACUAGUAACGGAUUACAUCUUUCAACUACCGUCAAGAGAAAAUUCCAUGGGUUUUUAGUUUUUCAUUAUUUAGUUUUCUUGGCUUUCACUUGAAUUCGGGAUACAUUGUAUUUUUUGCAUGGGCUAUAUGCUUCUGAUUUGAUGCUAGAGAAUAACUUUAAAACGGGCACCAGUUCAUUAAGCUUGAGGUUUAUAAUUUUAGAGCCAGUCUGCGUCGUAAUUUGCAUACAUUCUACUUAUCGUCUUAAUUUUACGUUUACUAGUAAAUACUACCACGGUUCGCUCGCCAUGGUACAUUGGCGAUGUUUUUACGAGAUAGUUUUCUGCAGGCUACAAAAUACGGGAGGAGUGAAAUUCUCUUGAUUCACUUUAUUAGGGAAAUUCUAAGCUUCAAUUUAUUUUGAGUUUAGACACCACAGCUGAUACCAUCGUGCUGUGCAAAUGUAUAAGUAAACAAUGGCUAGAUUUUUUAUCUCAACGGAAGUAUUGUUUUAUCAUAUCCCUUGAAAUUCCUCUGUUAAAAAAAUAGAAACCAUAGUGUAAGUUCGUGUAACGCGAGAAACUUCUAGAGGAUCAGCUCAUGGCAGUCAUGAGCAGCUCUCUAACGUCACGCUUUUGUAUGAAGGUCUUUUUCGAACUUCUGUCGAUCUUACCAUGUGUGUUUGCCUUUGAGCACCUUUGAUUUGAAAAGCAAUGGCCACUGAUCAAAUGCAACUGUAGCCUCUAAUGUUGGUUUGGUUGGAGUAUAGGAAUAGGCUUCCUACAAUAGUUUGUCAUGCGAUCAACUUUAGGUAAACAGGAAACAAGUCUUUUUCGGAAAUUGUUUUUAGCAUUUAUAUAUAUCUCAAAAGUAGCGAUUGCAGUGGGGCUCAAAUUUUCUCUUGUUCAUCACAUAAGCAAAGUAUCCGACAAUUUGAAAUAGCAAUUUUAAAAAAAAGUUCAAGCAAGAUUCUUCUUUAACGGAGCCAGGUGACGUUGAUUUCUACCCUCUUUUUGUCUGAUCGUUAUAAGAUUUUGGGUAUUGCCCGCCCUCCCUUGAUAACCUUCGCAGCAGGCACUUGGAAGUUAUAUGUCUCCCUUCUUUCUUUCGUCCAUUUCUUUCAAGCGCCUCCUUCGUCGCUUACUCCUCCGACGGAAACUUGUGUAGAGGUCUUCCGCCGAGCCCUUUAAACCGUGACCCAAAAAUCGUUCAUUUCACUGUCCUGUUACUGGCAAGAGACCUUAAUUCAUGACCCAGAUUUCGUCUAUUAUAAGUAAUAAUGUUCUUUUUUUGUUCGUGGAAUUAGUUUUUUUAAAAAGGCUUUUAGGAUACCCUCUUCAAGAUACUGAAUAGUUAAACUGUAUACCCUGACUCAAGACCUUGGAUACCGUACCCUGUUCAGUAGUCUCCCUCACUCCCUCGCCGCCGUUUUCGUCUCGUCACGCGAUACUCCUUCCUAUGUAUGAUGUUGGCGUUGAGUGACAAACCGGCUGCAAGGGAGAUUACCUGUUCAGCUUCACAUAGCCGAUUAGGCCAAAUAAGGGAGUCCUUCCCCUCCGUUGGGGUAACUUCCCACUUCAACGUUGGGACAGGGGAGGGGUAGACCGUUGACCGUUGACCGUUGACGUUGCCUAUUUAUAAUCCAUGUUAAUUUUGUUCGUCGUAAACCUCCCACGAACCUUCAUAGUUCAGUAUUCCCUCCUUGUUUUUUUUUAUACUUAUAACCAAACUAAUAUUUUAAGGUCCCCCUCAGAUUUAAGAUAAAUGUGUUUGCUGUGAAGUAAUGACAUACAAUAUCUUGAGAGAGCUGUGUCGUGUAACGAUGAUUUUUUUUUUGAUAGGAAGGAGCCGAAAAACAGGCUCAGUUGGAAAGAUCACUGAGAGAGAAGUCUGCUGUGGAAAAAGAACUUGAAAAGGUGAGAGACAGCCAUUUUUGAAGGCUGUGGGAAAGACUUUAAUGUAACCCUUUCACCGCUAAUAGUAGCCCAAAGAAAAACGUCUUAACAGAGUCAAAUCCCUUUGUUAAAUCCUAAAACAUAAAUAGUAAUCUUCAAAAGUACGGCCAAAGAGGUUUAAUUUAAAUGUUAACACCAGAGGGUUUCUCCCGCAGAUCGGUACAGGCACUAGGCGACAAGUUGCGGCGACAAAUCGCUCCGAGUGUACUGGAGAAUUUUUGUGAAAAUCUUUGUGGCUGCAAAAGAAUUUUGUUGCCGCAACAAGUCGUACAAAUUCAAUAUGAUUUGAUUUUUUGCGACUUGUUGCAACGUCAAAAUUCUGUUGCAGCGACAAAGAUUUUCACACAAAUUCUCCAGUACACCCGAAGAGAUUUGUCCCUGCAACGUGUUGCCGCAACUAGUCGCCGAACCUGUACACACGGAGUGGUCUGUCGCCGCGACUUGUUGCUGCAACUUGUCACCUAGUGUGUACUGAUCAACUAGUGACAGAUAACCUGUUGAAAAUGAGUUCUAGGGCUGAAAGGGUUAAGGAUGAGCAUGGGAAUCAGUCAAGAACAUUCCAACAGCGGGUGGAUACGAUCACAUGGCUCGUACAAUCUUGAAAAGUCCUUGAAUUCAAGUAAGGUCCUUGAAAAGUACCGGAUUUAAUUUAUUAGGUCAUGAAAAGUCCUUAAGUUCACCACGUUUUCUACCCCAGAAACAGUUUUCUGUAAGAUAGUAUUUACUUGAAGAUUCCUGGAAAUAGUUUUGUGGAUGUGUCUUUCUCGGAAAGUGGCGUUCGUCAAGCGAAUCGACCCUACCUACCGUUCCUACCAAAGGUUUCGUACUGAGUCUUGAAUUCUUAAAAAAGUCUAGAAAUUUGCCCAGCUAUUUUCCAGACCUGGGAAAAAGUCUGGAAGAGAUGAAGUCUGGAAAAAAUGAUAAAAAGUCUGGAGUUUUUGUCUUUUUUUUUUUCAAAUCUACAACAAGUGCGUUAUAAGUUUAUUUUUUUUUUUCGUUUUUUUUUUUUAAGUCUUAUUCAACCUCUUCCGUAUGUUUCCAGCGCACCACGAAAAAAGCUUGGUUCCUACGUUUUAAGGUCUCUGUUGAUCACCUGUUUGAUAACCUUGAGACUGGAGAAAGAAAUUAUUGUUUUGGAAAAAGUUCUGGAAAAAGUCUUGAAUUUUGAAUCCAAAAAUCUGUGUGAACCCUGUUACUAGCUCUUUGCGUGACAUCUUUUUUUCGUUGGUUUUUUUUCUCAACCCAUUAGUCCCUCAUGCUUGCAAAGAUGGUCGGUAUAGAGAAUAAGACGCUUUGUAAGAUUGUAUCGUUUUUAUUGCUGGUAUAAUAUGCAUCGCGUUUUCCUUUCAGUUAUACCAAGAGGGCCCUGCCGAAAUCGCACGAGCUGGAAUGACAUUUGAUGAAUUACAGAAACGGGCCGGUCAAGCCGAAAGAACCCGGGACGAGGCUUUGCGAAAGGUGGAUGGCCUGAAUUCCACGCUCAAAAAACUGGAAACAAGGUGAAUAUCUCCCGAAGGGGAGGUGAAUAGUGGUGGAUGGUUGUAAAUUAAAAAGUUUAACGUCACCUAGUAGUAACUUUGUUUACCAUUUAAAAACAUUUAGGGGAUUUUGCGAAGUGCAUUUUUACGUUUUUGUUGCAAAUUGAGCAUGACAUUCAUUUUCAACCCACCAAUAAACACCCACAAGCCAAAGUUCGUCUCUUUCUUGGUAUUUGUUGGUACGACUGCUUCAUAAUACAUUAAAAACUGGCGAUUCAAAACCCGCAUUUUCCCAAAGAGAUUCUAACAUGUGUGGGUAUGUAAGUGGUAUAUAAAUUAGCAUAGAUCUAGGCUAUUCAGGUUCUUAAAGAGGUUCUUACUUUCUCAAAAAAAAAAAACAUCGUAGCUAAAAGUUUUUAGUGGUAUUCAGGUUAUUCCUUGUAUAAAUUUCAGUUUACACACCAGAUUGGUAUUUAUUGAUUGGUUCCAUUGUAGUGUUCAAAUGCACUGAGUGAAUGAGUGAUAAAGAAAAGAAAAAGAAAAAACGGGCGCGCGAGAAGGAGACACGCGUGUCUCCCUCGCGCGCGCCAGUUCUCUCUUUCGCCCACUACUUUCAAGCGCCUACUACGCAGGCUAGCAGCUCCCAUGCAUUUAUACCAGUCGUUCUCUCGCUUUUUUUGACUAGGCAUGAACAGGAGAAAUCACAGGGUGCCUCCGAAAGUACCGAACUAAGAAGAAGAAUUAAACAACUGGAGGAAGAAAACGAAGAAAUGUCAGAUAACAGACUUCAAUUAACAGGUAUAAUACUUACUAAAUGAAGUCGGUUAACGUACUGUUUAACAGCUAAACUCUUUUAGAUAUCAGGGUUAGCAAUAACGGCUUAGGGCCUGUUUACAUGGUGGUGAGGGACCCCAGGUAGGUGAGGUAACCCGCUUAGGUGGGUUAACCCGCCUGUCCAUAUGAUCUCUCAUUUUAAUUUGAUCAUGUUUACAUGAUAGGUGGGGUGACCCGCAGAAUGUUACCUUACCUAUCUGGGGUCCCCCACCUCCAUCUAAACAGGCCCUUAGACCGCGGUUUUCAAGGUUGGUCAAUUCUGUGCUAACGUAUUAAUUAGCGCCUUUACCCAUACACAAAAUGCUCCGGAUCAUUUUACGUUUCUGUGAAACUGCCCACCUACCCCACCCCUAAACCAACGUUAACACUUAGUUCUUACUUAGGGCAAAAUGUUGGCUUUGGGGAGGGGUAGGCGGGCAGUUUCACAGAAACGUAAAAUGAUCCAAUGCUCCUGUAGAGUUACGAAGAAGAUAUCAAACCAAAUAGGCCAUUUCCGAGUUCCCCCGGGCCUCUGUUUCAAAACGAGGGUAGGUGCUCAGUCUUUGAUAUGGAAAUCAUUUUUCAUUCUCAUGCAAAUAAAACUCAUUUUCAUAAGAAGGGUUCUGCACCUAGCCUAAUUUUGAAAGUGAGGGUUUUUGGAACUCGAAAGUGGCCUAUUCACCAAGGAACACUAACCAUAAUAAUGAAUUGGUGAUUUUUGCAGGUAUAUCAUUAAAACUUGAAAAAUUGGCCCUAUAGUUUCGAGUUUUAUUUCGUCUUGCAACAGACGUCAUGACGCAGUUUCAGUGCCUGAAUGUAGUCUUAAAUAGCAAAACAUUAUUUUUGGAAUUUCAUUCAUGCAAAAACACGUUUUAGCUUGUUAUCGUGAUAAUGUGACAUAGUCCCUUUUAGGGCUUGAUUAACGUUUUCAGGAUUUCUAAUAUUAUAACCUGGAACUAGGCUCCGUAGUGGGUUGAAAAGGCAAAAAACGGAGUGAAACAGCAAAAAUGGUGGACUGGGGAGGGGAAAGAGCGAUGCCACCCUCCUCCCUUUCAAGACUUACGCUCGACUCGCUUCCCUUGCCGAUUUCUUUUUCGCCCUCGCCGAUUUUUGUCUCGCCAUUUUCCCCCCACUGCGGAGCCUAAACCUUGUGAAUUGUUUCUUAACUUUCAGAUGAAAUAGACAAACAAAAACGUGAAAUUCUCUCCGCUAAACAAGCUAAAGAAACUGCUGAGCAUCAAUGUGUCACAGAGGUAUUUUUUGCAAUCAUUUUGUGUUUUGUUUGCUCUUUCGAAUCCGUCUGUCUGUUGAGCUAGCUGGCUUUCUUCAUUUCUUUUGUUUCCACCCCACCAAAAGGCCGGGUUGGCUGGGUGGACUUGUUAUUCGGAGGCCCCGAGUUCAAGUUCCGCCCUAACCGUAAAGUCUUUAUUGGUUUGUGCGCAACGGGUGUGUCGUAAGGUUGGAGAAUGUGUUCACUUAUAUGUAUUACCAUCAUUUAGGUUGCAUCGCUAAAGCAACAGCACGAGUUACGUGAAAGUGAAUUUGAUUCACGACUCCGAAACAUAGAGGAGAUGAACAGGCGGGCGGUGAAUGAACUCAGAGAAAUGCUGACGGCGCAGCAGAAACUCGGAGCACAGUGAGUAAAAAUCACAUCCUGUUUUCAUUUGUUGGCUAUCAAAAUUCCCUAAAAAAUUAACGUUAAAAGUAAUGACGGGAUUGCUUUGUGUUUGCAGAAGUGCCGCUCUAUACUUUCUCGACCAAUCAAGGGGAAAAACAAAUUUUAUUGGUGCAUGCAAAAGUUCUUUACUUUGACUGAUUGGUUCAUUUGAAUGUUUUCAAUUGUGUGGCAAGUGAUUUCGUAAUUGCUUUGUUUUUCCAUUGCUAUAGUUUGUGAUUGGCUGAAAAAUCUCGUGUCACAUUCUCAACCAAUCGGAAGGUAAAGCCAUAACCAAUCGUGACUUGCUCGACUGUGUUUUCCCGCGCUUGUUCGCUUGGUACCUGUUACAUCUAGGCUACUUAACAUUUACAUGGGGAAACCGCAAAUCCGGUUGGAAAACCAAAAAAGUCGCUUAAAUCCAUUAUUUUAGGAAGCUUCAAAAAAUUUGGCCAUGAUUUUAGGUGAUCCAAAUCUUUCUACCGUUUUAGUGUCUUCAACUGAUUUGGAUCUACUUCUUGUCCUUCUGCCACAACGUUAAGUUUAAUUUUUAAAUGUCUUUGCACUAGAUUUCCAACCGGUUUCAAACCGGAUUCGCGUUAGUGGUGAAAACUCGGUUCCUGAAAGGCCCGAUAACGCUAACCAGGAUUAAGAUUUUAAUCCUCAAUUGUAUUUACCUCUCUUUAGAUUAUAGAGAUUAAGAAUCACGUUUACAGAAAACGGCAAAGUCAAAUUCAAGUUGACGAUUGUAUUUAAAAAUACUUGACAGAUUACUUUUCAUCUCAAUACUCUGAUUGUAUGUGAUCGGUCUUGAAUUUCGUCGCUAAUAGUUCUCUAACUGGGGGCUAUUGGUAGAGCUAAGAUACUUUAUAAGCGGUAAUCUGGUCUUGUUGAUUAUAUUUAUUUGAUAAUUUCAAAAGGUUGACUGAUUUUCUGAUGAAAUAUUUAAGUUAUUUAAACUCGCGAUGUUUUUAAAAUAAAAAGGGAAAAAAAACCAACGACGAGGAUGGGAUUCGAACCCACGCGUGCAGAGCACAUUGGAUUAGCAGUCCAACGCCUUAACCACUCGGCCACCUCGUCUCUUACAUUCCACCUGCUAUCUACAGCUUAUAAAUUACUGGUUUAGUGACAACUGACAGUGCUUAGUAAAUCCUUAAAAAUUCAGUUUUUGCUUUUUUUAACUGCUGAAUUUAAGCUUUUCAUCCAGGUAUUUUGUGCGUCUUUUGCCUAUAUGCUGUUUAUAACAAAUCUCAUGUUUCUCGCAAGUUGUACCUAAAUUCUCGUCACCUGUCGACUUCCGCGUCCCAUUUUUGGACUUUACGUGUCUUUGAUAAAUAUCGUUGUGUGAUGAAUAAAAAUAAUACACUGUUAAUAAAAAUUGAAACAAGUUUACAAUCUAACUUGUACUACAGGUGGAAAGAGGAAUCCAAAGCGGUAACUCAUAAGUUUGAGCAAACGGUGAACGAACUAAGGUAAGUCAAUGUUUUGGGUCCGUGUACUAUUUUAAAAUGUUAGGCUUUUUAUAAGACUUAGUUUUCGUAAUUGCCCUUUUUCUCCCACCUACUAUGAGAUGCUUGCUAAGUCGAUGAAAAUUUCCAAGGCAACCGAUCUGGUCGCACGGUUUUUUUAUUAUUAUUAUUAAAUCGCUUUCUGUCAGAACGUUGCGGAAACCUAUUUUCUUAACAUUUGCAGAUGCAAAGAUUAUAAAUCAUUUUUGAAAAAGGAAAGGUUUAGUUCAACCCUUUACUCCAAUCAUUCACAGAUUCAAAUUCAUUUUCAGGGUAUUUUAAGGCUUAGAUUCAACGUAAAAUAUUGGCCACGUGUAGAAAUUAGGGUGAAAUCAAAUACUACACACUUUUGUGCCUUCAUAUUUGAAAAAAUACCAUCUCCCUUAGGUUCUUACACCUUUUGCUGUUCAUUACGAGAAAAUGCGCAAUCAUUUGCGUGAAACUGCGAUCAAUAGUGCGAAGAUACAUUCAUUAGCGCGAAAAUACGAACAUUUGCGCAUAAAUCAGAUUCAAUAGCGAUUUUUGCAUUUUAAUCAACACUCAAUAACACUUUUGGGCAUUCAUAUGCGUCAUUCGGCAUACAAAAGCGAAAAAUAUACUUUCAUUUGCGCUAGUAUGCAAGUCAUUAACACCAUCUUGAAAGUCAAUAGGGACAAUAAACAAACAUUAAAGUGAAAAAACCAUUUAUUAACAUUUCUGUCACACUGUUUGCAAUUCAAUAGAAUUCCUGGGCAGCCUUAGUGUGGAUAAGACAAACAUUAAUGCACUUGUACAAACAAUUACCCGUUCUUUAAAUUCAAUAAACAAAAAACGAUUUUCAAUGAAACAAUACCUAUUUUGCUUGAAAUUUUCAUUGCUAGUGCGAUGCACAUGAUAUGUACAUGUAUGUACAACCCUUUAGACAGGUUACGUAACCUUUGUCAAGUGCAAAUAGGAUAAAAGGAUCAGAAAAUUUCGUCCUGUUCAUUUCACUUCGUGAGCGUUUUUUGACUACUGGUACAAGUACACGUAAAAUGCCACGAAGAAAUCGAAUUCCUCUCGAACACAGAGAGAGAAUCGUUAGAGCGUUUGAGGACGAGCAGGAAGACUAUCUUUUAGUCGCAGACACGUUGGGCGUGAAUCGAUCAACGGCAAGGGGUAUCGUUUCGCGUUACAUCACAGAGGGCAGGAUCCAGGAGAGACCUAGAGGUGGGAGAAACAACGUGCGCGUUGAUGAUGAGAUGAGAGACUCUCUAGAGCAAAUUAUCAACGAAAACUGUCUGCUCACACUUGCUCAAAUAAACAGUGAGUUGAGGAGACGGUUACCAGCCAAACCGGAGAUACACGACCGCACCGUAUCAAGAACGUUAGACGGGAUGCUGUUCCGAGUGAAACUGGUAAGACCACUCCCUGCUGACAGAAACAGACCUGACGUGCUGAACAAGCGGGUCGAUUACGCUAACUGGUUUAUGAACCACGCCAUAGUCCGCCACUGUGUGUUUGUCGACGAAUGCGGCUACAAUAUUUGGACGGCCAGAAGUCAUGGCAGGGCGCGGCAAGGAGAGAGGGCGUACCGCCAAGUGUGCGGGCAGCGUGGACGAAACCUGACCGUGACAAUGGCAAUAUCGCCCAUAAACGGACUUGUGUUUUCGUCAGCCGCUGUGGGAGGAAUGAACGCUGAACGUUUUAACAACUUCCUGGCACAGGCGAGGACGAACUUAGAUCCUGACGAGUCGGUGAUCUUUGUUUAUGACGGAGCGCCGGCCCACAGAAACCCUACCAUUCCCGCCCCAAAUACAGAGCUUAAAAUGCUUCCACCCUACAGCCCUUUCCUCAACAUCGUGGAACAGGCAAUAAGCAGUCUUAAAGCGGCCAUCAAGGCCGACAUUUCCCGCCCUGAAAUUCAAAGACUUAUGGACAACAGAGAUGAAGCAAGAGCCCGAAGAAUGCCACUAGGAGAUUUUCGAACACAACAACUUCUUGAAGCUCUACACAGAAACAUCGACACCGUGACCGCAGCUAAAUGUGCUCAAUGGUUUCGUUUAAUGCAGACCUACCUGCCAAGAUGUUUAAACAGAGAGGUUAUAGAGGGAUAGACUAAAAUUCAGGACAAAAUAGUUUGAAAUAGGUACUAUUCAAUUGAAAAUCGAUUUUUGUUUAUUGAAUUUAAAGAACGCGUAAUUGUUUGUACAAGUGCAUUAAUGUUUGUCUCAUCCACGCUAAGGCCGUCCAGGAAUUCUAUUGAAUUGCAAACAGUGUGACAGAAAUGUUAAUAAAUGAUACAUGCACUUUAAUGUUUGUCUAUUGUCCUUAUUGACUUUCAAGAUGGUGUUAAUGAUUUGCAUACUAGCGCAAAUGAAAGUAUAGUUUUCUCUUUUGUAUGCCGAAUGACGCAUGUGAAUGCCCAAAAGUGUUAUUGAAUGUUGAUUAAAAUGCAAAAAUCGCAAUUGAAUCUGAUUUAUGCGCAAAUGUUCGUAUUUUCGCGCUAAUGAAUUUCUAUUUGCGCAAUUGAUCGCCGUUUUACGCAAAUGAUUGCGUAUUUUCUCGUAAUGAACAGCAAAAGGUGUAAAGCGAUCUUCCUUAAGGCCCGGUUCAGACGCCGAACUUUUCAUGAGCCGAACCUAAUUCAAAUUAAGGCCUACCCGAAUUAUUUAGACUGGCUGAAUUGAUUCAGACACCGAUCAUGAUAUCAGCCGAACUAAAUUUUAAAAAAAAACGCUCUCUUCGUUAAACAUCUUGCAAAAUAUGUUAUAAUUAUAUAUGCGCCAGGUUCUACAUAUGAAAAGUUCGGUGUCUGAAUCAAAGCCGUCCCAGAGUCGCUCAAAAGUUGAAAUUCCCGGCUGGGAUAGGGGUAAAGAACGGUUGAGCCGUUUCGAAUUGAAAUAGGCGUUGCUAAUUUAUUAAGACGCCGAACUUUUCGUGUAUACACUACUUAAUUCAAUCUGUUCGGUUCGGCUCGUGAAAAGUUCGGCGUGUGAACUGGGCCUGAGUUUCUCCUGGUUAAAUAAGCGCUGUAAUCAUAGGGAUUUAAAGAGUUGUAGAGAAAGAUCACCUUAAAUGUAAACUUGUGAUGUUAAAUCAGCCUUAUGGCUGGGCCAAUACAAUACGCGCUAUGGGAGAGAGUGGAGGAGGCUUGGAACCAAGCGCGAUAGCGCGAGUCCUUCCAGGCGAAUUCUCCUGACUAAGAUCUAGUUUUGUGGACUUCAUCGGUCUGUAGUUAUCAGCAACUUCGCUGUUUUUACCUUACCAGACAAGAAAUUGGCAAGCAAAAACGAAGAAAUGAUGACCUUAACAGUCAGCUGAAUGAGGAACGAAUGAGGCGACAAGAGGUACAAGUCGUGAAGUAUUUUAAAAUACUUUUGUUUCAUGAAAUCAAGCCUUGUGAGAUUCUUAAUUGUGAACUAAACGACGGGAAAGUUACAUGAUGUCCAUUGGGUUUCCUUUGUUUUUUUUCGGUAGCUGUUUAAUUUCAAUUGCUAUUUUUAAAAAUAUAAAAACCCGCAGUUCUAAAGCCGCUAAAAGGUGUAUUUGACUAAGCACUAGAGAUGUCUUCACUCUGUGCUUGCAUCGUUCAAUUACGGGUGUCAAUCAUCAUAGCAUACGCCCAAAGAAAAUACGGUUUCGCAGGCGUUUCACCAAACUCAAUUAGGUUCCCUGUACAUGUGCUUAUGCCUUGCCUGUAAACAUGGGGUGCCUUAUCUCACUUGCUGCAUCGCUCCUCUCAGAGUCUAGUACACCCUUUCUGUCUCCAAACAGUACAGGCUGUUCGCAUAAAGAGCCUUUCAAGCACUCCUGUAUUGAAGAGCCAGUCAUUUUCGCUGUCGAAAUACAAGGACGGAGUUGCUGCUCGAUUGCUAUAGCGAAUAAUGAAAUUCUUUCUGAUUUCUGGCUUGAUCUCAAUAGCUGGAGUCCAGGCUCUCUGCGUCUAAGGUGUCCCAAGAAAAACUUCAAAGUAUGAUCGUUGACGCUGAAACCAGGGCAGAUGCUGCCAGCUCUCAGGUAAGUAAAUUAACUCCCAACUUUUUAUCAUAGACAGCUAGACGCGGUGAAUGCGAAAAUCCAAUAUCUGCCAGACGAGGGAGAACGCGUGGAAAAGCCAUUAAGCUUUUAAGUAAUUGUCCAUUUAACAUCUAGCCAGGCAGAGUGAAAAAUCGAUUAAAAAGUUUAAACUUUUAAUCAUUAUUUUUCAAUUAAAUCGUGGGUUCUGAUUGGACCUAAAUCCAAAAUCGCCGAAAAAAAAAGUAAACAAACGAACAAAGAAAAUCCAGCAUAUCUAUGCGCCAAUCAAAAGUUAGAGAGAAAAAAGUGCCGCACGAGCGACCCAGUUGAGACGCCAUCUUGGAUCCCUAAUUUCGAGCUGUUGAGGAGUUUUUCUUCUGCUUCUAUAAUCUUGUUAAUUUCUUUGUAAUAUCCACAAGUUUCAUUUUAUUGAAUACAAAUAUAUAUUGUUUAUCGCAAAUUGAGACUAUUUAUGAAUUAUCGUCGGAGGGAUCGCCCAAAUACCCUUCAGCAAGGUUUGCUACUGUCCUCAACACGACGCGUGGGGAUUUGGACAAGUGGGCCCAAAGCAGUUGUUUUCGCUAUCGUAUCAGGAAACGUUUCACGCGAUUUUCAAACUGAAACAUUGUCAUUUUUAAUUGCCAGGUAACAACUCUCCUAAAUCGGGAGAGGCAACUUUUGCAGGAAAGAAAACUCGUUAACCGAGAGUUCGAACGACUUAAAUUAGAAAAAAGUCGACCUGGAUCUAACAGAAUUCGGGAGCCUCCUCAGCGACUCUCUGAUUUGCUGAGCACGCCAGGCAUAGGCGUAGUUAUGCAUGAGCCCGCAGUUCGAUUGGACCUCAUGUCUCCAAGAGAUGAUGGCGGUUAUUCACGAGAACUUGACGGAAUUGGUUCACGAAAUAUUUUCAAUGGAUUAGCAAGAGACCGAGUCAUACUUUGACGUAAUGGAACGUUUUAGCUUAACCUUCGACCUUUCUAGCCCCUUAUCCAAACUUUGGACGGUGUAUUGUGGUGCCAACCUUCAAACGUGUGUGUGAAAAGGCAAUUCAUUUAUUCAUGUCAUUUUGCAUCAAGUACCAAAUGCUUAGUCAAGAUUUCGAUUGUGUUAUUGCUGUUUAACCCUCACUGGGAUUUAUUUACUUGAAAAAGAGAGGGAAAAUGAACUAAAUUCUGGUAGCUGUAGCAAAAUGACCGCGCUCGUAAAAACUCCCUCUUGCAUAGAUUGGCUAUACUAAGGAAAGGCACGGAGCAGUACCUCUAUGUGAGCUGUUUAACAUUCCUUCCUUUCUUGUGGUUCUGCCGGAAGUCAGUCGAAUGAACAUGUGGACAAUAGGGACAUUUUUGCCCCUCAUGAAAGUAGUCAUGUUUGUGUUCUUGGAGACGAGCCACCUCAAUUAUGUGUGGAUGGGUCGUACUGACAGCCAUACAAACAACCCCUAUCUGCUGAUUUAGUUGGACACCAGGUUUUGGGCUGAAAAUUUGGCGAGAAGUGAAUCCUUUGUGUGCACCAAGCCUACGUUACUGACAGCACAGCACAGGAA
Porites evermanni is the source of this 37602-nucleotide messenger RNA. Lineage: Eukaryota; Metazoa; Cnidaria; Anthozoa; Scleractinia; Poritidae. The record is from the annotation of a GenBank genome assembly.